Argiope bruennichi is the source of this 1061-nucleotide messenger RNA. RefSeq names its product techylectin-like protein. The record is from RefSeq and is a predicted model, not a curated record. The coding region runs from base 145 to 1041 and encodes 298 amino acids. The transcript is spliced from 6 exons. Lineage: Eukaryota; Metazoa; Arthropoda; Arachnida; Araneae; Araneidae.
AGUAAUUUUUUAGGUCUUCAGAAAAUUAUCUAAACUUUUUAUCUUUACUUUUACUUUCACUUUGAGGGUUUAAAAGAUUUUCGAGUUAAACUAUUCUGUCAAACUGUUUUGAAUUUCGAAGAAAGAAACUUAUCGAGCUCCAAUAUGUAUUGGUUGCAUAUAUCAUCAUUUGUGAUCUCUAUGGUGAUUUUACAAACUACUGGACAUGAAACCCCCAAGUGUAAUCAGAAUGACAAGUCGUUAUCAUACUUAGAUGCCGCUUUGGAUAUGGUUAUAAAAGCGAAAGAUACCUAUCCUGUCUGUCCAAAUGUACCUGCCAAUAGAACAGCUAAUCCGAUCGAUUGCACAGAAGUACUGCGCAAUGGUUAUAACGAAAGUGGCGUCUACAGCAUCUGGCCGAAGAGCAGAUUGAUUAACGACAAACCAAUAGAUGUAUUUUGUGACAUGGAAACUGAUGGAGGAGGAUGGAUAGUUCUGCAAAGAAGAGGAAAUUUCAACAGACCGACCGACUAUUUCUUCAAAGAUUGGGCAAGUUACAAAAUUGGAUUUGGUGAUAUUGAAAAAGAUUUUUGGCUAGGCAAUGAUAACAUAUUCGCCUUAACCAAUCAACGACUCUACUCGAUCAGAUUCGAUUUGAAGGCCGUGGAUGGGGAGAAGAGAUACGCCCUCUACGACAGUUUUUGGAUUGAUGACGAAACUCAUAAAUACACUUUACAUAUUAAAGAUUACAGCGGCGAUUCAGGGGAUUCAAUGACUGCAUCCCAUAACAAUCAGAAAUUCUCUACGAAAGAUCAAGACAACGACUCCUACAAAGGUGCUAGCUGUGCUGAAUCGUACAAAGGCGGAUGGUGGUACAGCGCUUGCCAUUCAUCCAAUCUGAAUGGCCUCUACCUGAGAGGAAAGCACGAAAGCUAUGCGAAUGGAGUGAACUGGAACAGCUGGAGGGGCUACCAUGAAUCCCUCGAUACCACCGAAAUGAAGAUACGCCCCAAGGAUUUCAGAAAAAAUUUCAUCAAAGUCGAUUCUCCACAAGCCCUUUGAAAUAAUGAAGUUUUUUUGUU